AUGGUGCCCGUCACGAUUGUGGAACCGGCUGUUAAGACGUACAUAGCAUGCUCUGGAAUACUAGCUCUCAAAGUAUUGGGAAUGUCAAUGUUGACAGGGCGUAUGAGAUUCAAAAAGAAAAUCUUUGCUAAUGAAGAAGACACAAAACUCAAAGGUUCCGUAGUGAAAUACGACGACCCUGAUGUGGAGAGAGUCCGUCGCGCUCAUUUGAAUGAUCUGGAGAACAUUCCAGUGUUCUGGGUUGUAGGAGCGUUGUAUCUAACGACCGGACCGUCAGACGAGGUCGCUGUCAACCUCUUCAGAGUGUACACAGCGGGGAGGAUCCUUCACACUCUGGUGUACGCCGUGACGCCUCUACCACAACCCGCACGAGGCAUAGCUUUUGGUAUUCCGUAUUUCAUCACCAUUUAUAUGGGGGUAAGAAUUAUUACUCAUUAUAUUAGCUCCUUGUAA
This is a messenger RNA of Danaus chrysippus (African queen), 453 nucleotides long. The record is from the annotation of a GenBank genome assembly. Lineage: Eukaryota; Metazoa; Arthropoda; Insecta; Lepidoptera; Nymphalidae.